This is a messenger RNA of Colletotrichum truncatum, 1128 nucleotides long. RefSeq lists its product as uncharacterized. Lineage: Eukaryota; Fungi; Ascomycota; Sordariomycetes; Glomerellales; Glomerellaceae. The record is from RefSeq and is a predicted model, not a curated record.
AUGGCUGAUCCUCUCAGCGUGGCUUCGGGUAUCCUGGCCAUAGUUACAGCCACGUUACAGUCCAGCAAAUUUCUGUAUAACACCGUUCAAAGUUUCCAAAACCACCGGAGAGUCGUUCAACAGCUUUUUGAUGAGCUUACAGCCCUCAACAAUGUCUUGCAAUCUCUGGAGACGCUUGUUCGCAACGGAACUGACGAUGCAACGCUGCUAUCGCUUAAAGUCCCUCUCCUGCAAUGUCGACGAGCCUGUGCCGAUUUUGACGCGUUGAUAAUCCGAUGCAGUAAGAAUUCGGGACGUGACAGAACCAGCUUUAGAGACUGGGUCAAAAUAAGAUACAUGGAAGGCGAUAUUACCGGAUUCACGAGCAUGCUAGCCGGGUAUAAAUCAACAAUCUCCAUUGCCCUGGGCAAUGCAAACCUGCGUUCUGCUACUGUCAGUCUUAAAAUAUUGAAUGAGUACAAAGAUACGAUUUCUAGCACAACUCAGGAGCUCGAGGAUCAUCUAGAAGAUAUCAACUCAAAGCUGGAGCACCUCAUUGUGCAUCAAAAAGAAUCUUCUCAGUCUAUUUCGAACACUAUUGAGAGAAUCCAAGAAGAAAAAGACAGCACGGAGGCUUGCUUACAGAUCUGCGCCCAAGUCCAAGCCCGUAUUGAUGAGAUGCACUUCCGGCCUGCCUCGGGUACACUAGCCCUCAAUGAGACCUCUUGCCAAAGUUUAACACGGCCGAUGGUCAUGACUAUGUCAACUUUAAGCCAGUGUAAAAGUCUCAUUACUGACAACAUCACUCAACUACGCAAGCAUCAAGAAGAAGCUGACAAGGAGCGACUGAGAGCGGGAGCAAUAGGUACGCCCGAGUCUUUGGAGAUUGAGAUUGAAAGGCUGCAAGGAGGACUGGAAAGUACGAAGAAACGGUUGACGAUAUGCAGCCAGGCAUCUGAGAACGCUACCAAAGGAGUGCACGUCCUUGAGGACAUGGUCACAGGUCAUGAUGGGCAGCAGGUGUUUGUGUCGACAUUGGGGGAUCUUUUCGAUGUCAAAGGCGCUAGCACUGGUGACAGAGGUAUCCAGUUUGUUGGUUCGGUGUCUGAACCUGUAUUGUAUGAGUUUUUUAGGAGCCAACGAAAGUGA